This is a messenger RNA of Chaetomium globosum CBS 148.51, 1125 nucleotides long. RefSeq lists its product as uncharacterized. The record is from RefSeq and is a predicted model, not a curated record. Gene Ontology annotation, molecular function: transaminase activity; pyridoxal phosphate binding. The transcript is spliced from 3 exons. Lineage: Eukaryota; Fungi; Ascomycota; Sordariomycetes; Sordariales; Chaetomiaceae. Bases 1 to 1125 code for a protein of 374 amino acids.
AUGUCGUUGCAUGCCCACGCAAGCGACGCUCUGCAUCCGACGACCAUCGCAAGUCUGCUCAUCAACACGGGCGCAACCAGCCCCUUGGUCCUUCACUCCCCAACUCUGGCGCCCAGGCCAGACGAAAAGCCCGAGGAAACCGGGCAGCGAGUGCGCCAGUUUGCGCUGGAUUUGUUAGGGUGGAAUGAGACUCACGUCCGGGAACCCAACUUUGUUUACGAGGCGGGAGGUUACGGAGCGGGUUAUGGUCCUCUUGCCCAUGCUUCCAAAGAAUGGGAGAUCAAUGCUAUUGCGGCGGGACCCAAACCCGUCCUAGUCAAUAUCCGAACAGCCACAAAGGAGUCCCUGGACAUUCUCCUCGCCGAGGCCAAAGCCCAAGGCUGCAUCGCGGCACUCAUUGACCUGGUGAGCACCGAGGACGGCUCAAUUCUCCCACCAGAGCGCCUGGGAAUGCUUAAAGAAAGCUGCGCACGCCACAAACUCCUCCUUCUCGUCGACGAGACCAUGACAGCAAUUCGAUGCGGAGCGCCCUUCACCUUCCAGCGCAGCGAGUACGCCGCACAAGAGCCACACCUACAGCCCGACCUCGUAAUAUUCGGCAAGGGGCUCGGCGUCAGCGGCAUUGCGCUGAACUUUAACGGCGCUCUGAUCAAAAACCUCGGAUACAGCGAGACAGCCGACAUGAAGCAGACGAUCCUCUACUACCACGCUCUCGUGAGCCGGCCCAUCGGUCUAACGACGCUCAUCGAAGCCUACGGCACGCUGCGAAAAGCUGAAGCGGAGAACUGGCCGGCAAGGAGCAUCCAGAUCGGCGAGACCAUCCGCAACAUCCUCCACGAACUGGAGCCCCAAACGAAAGAACCCGGGGUUAUCCGUGGACUGGCGGCCAUGAUCGCCCUCGACAAGAAAUACGUGACGCGGUUUGGUAUCAUGGGCGCCAUCCGCCGCCGGAGUCCCAUCGUGCGCUGGCUGCCUAGCCUCAAUGCUGCGUAUGCUGAUCGUGGCCUGCUCGUGGAGAACGUGUUUGGGUCUGAGAGCAGGAAGCAUAGGCAGAAGUUGUCUGCGGAGGCGGACCGGGCUGGGUCUGCUCCGUUGUGGUGCUUUAUGGUCAAUCUGGAUGCCUAG